GCAGAAGAUUACAGGAGACCCCGUGCCUCUCAGAUCCCGGCGGCCAGUGCGGUGGGUAUGCUUUACGGCUUGCGGGUAGAGUUCUCUGCUGCCAAUGAUGUUUAGAGAAACUUCAGUGAAAUGACUCUUCAAGAAUUGGUGCAUCAGGCUGCCUCCGUUUAUUCAGAUAAAAUAGCUGUAUGUUUUGAUGAGUGUAACAACCAGCCUCCAGUUUAUUACACCUAUAAGACUGUGGUUAAUGCUGCUUCAGAAUUAUCAAAUUUCCUGCAAUUACACUGUACCUUUCAUGGAAUUCGGGAAGUUGGUCUCUACUGCCAUCCUGGGAUAAACUUACCCUCUUGGAUUUUAGGAAUUCUCCAAGUCCCUGCUGCUUAUGCUCCUCUUGAUCCAGAUUCACCACCAGCAUUAUCAACUCAUUUUAUGAAAAAAUGUAAUCUAAGUUAUAUUCUUGUUGAAAAACAGCAAAUUCAUAAAUUCAAAUCUUCCUAUGAAAUAUUAUUGAAUUAUGAUACACUUAAAGAACAUAAUGACCUAGUGCUCUUCAGACUUCACUGGAAAAAUGUUGAAGGGAACUUGAUGCUAAAUGACAGAAAACAGAAAUAUGAAAAAGAAAAAGUGACAAACAGCACAAAUUCUGGGAACAGCAAUGAAGAAAAGUCAGAUGAGCACAUGGAUGUGAGGCUAAAGCAUUGCCUGGCCUAUGUUCUCCAUACAUCAGGCACUACAGGGAUACCUAAGAUUGUCAGAGUCCCUCAUGCAUGUAUAGUGCCGAACAUCCAACAUUUUCGGGUACUUUUCGAGAUCACACAGGAAGAUGUUUUGUUUCUGGCUUCACCUCUGACCUUUGAUCCUUCCGUUGUGGAAAUAUUUGUUGCUCUGUCAAGUGGUGCCUGUCUGCUUAUUGUACCAACUUCUGUCAAAGUGCUUCCAUCAAAAUUAGCUGCUGUUCUCUUUUCCCAUCACAGAGUAACUAUUUUGCAGGCAACACCAACUUUGCUUAGAAGAUUUGGAUCUCAGCUUAUCAAGUCAACCGUUUUAUCAGCCAGUACUUCUCUUCGAGUAUUAGCCCUUGGUGGUGAAGCAUUUCCAUCAUUGACUCUUCUCAAAAGCUGGAGAGGAAUAGACAAUAAAACACAAAUAUUUAAUGUUUAUGGUAUCACAGAGGUAUCAAGUUGGGCAACUUUUUACAGGAUUCCAGAGCAGUUUCUUAAUUCUACUUUGAAAUCUGAAUUGCCGGUACCACUGGGAUUUCCACUGCUUGGAACAGUAGUUGAAGUCAGAGAUACUAAUGGUUUCACAAUUCAGGAAGGUCGUGGCCAAGUAUUUUUAGGUGGUGGCAGAAACAGAGUAUGUUUUCUUGAUGAUGAAAUGACAGUACCACUUGGCAUGAUGCGAGCCACAGGAGACUUGGUGAUGGUGAAAGAUGGACAGAUGUUUUUCUUGGGACGAAAGGACAGUCAGAUCAAACGACAUGGCAAACGUCUUAACAUUGAACUUGUGCAACAGGUUGCUGAAGGACUUCAGCAAGUGGAGUCUUGUGCAGUUACAUGGUAUAAUCAGGAAAAAUUAAUUCUGUUCUUGGUGUCCAAAAAUGAUUUAGUAAAGGAAUACAUCUUUAAAGAACUGCAGAAGCAUCUUCCAAGUCAUGCAAUUCCAGAUGAACUUUUGUUGAUUGAUUCUCUACCAUUUACAUCUCAUGGCAAAAUUGAUGUUUCAGAGUUAAACAAGAUAUAUUUAAACUAUUUAAACUUGAAGUCUGAGUGCAAACUCAAUGGAAAAGAGGAACUCUGGGGAAAAUUACAGUAUUUGUGGAAGUCUAUUCUGAAUCUCUCAGAAGAUCCUUUGAAGGUUCCUGAUGAGUCACUCUUUUUAAAUAGUGGUGGAGAUUCCUUAAAGUCCAUACGGCUCCUCAAUGAGAUUGAGAAACUAGUUGGCACAUCAGUACCUGGGCUUCUGGAAAUUAUUCUAAGCAGUUCCAUUUUAGAGAUUUACAAUCACGUCCUUCAAACAGUGUUUUCAGAUGAAGAUCUGGUAUUUAGCAAGAAUUAUGCCACAAAAAGAAAAUUCAGCAACAUUAAUCAAGAAGAAACCAGUGGAAAAUCUUUACAUCAGAAAUCUGUUAUGACAUUAAGUUGUGACAACGAGCUAACUGCUUUUACUGCAGUGAGCAGAGGGAGUCAGAUUUUGUCACUGAAUACUAAAUUUUUAACUAAGUUAGGACUUUGCUCUUCAGCUCAUUCUUCUGAAUUAAUUUCACAGACUAAUAUUCAAAAUGUGAAAAGCUUAAAUCCUCCAGCUCUUACUGGCAAGUCAAAAGAUCCAUCCCAUGUUGCAGAAGUUUCUGAAGAGGGAACAUGUGUAACAGCAGCCAAGAAAAUGGAGCUACACGUGAGAUGGAAGUCAGACACAGGCAAAUGCGUGGAUGCUUCACCUCUAGUUGUAAUCCCCGCUAUUGAUAAGUCAUCCACAACUGUGUACAUUGGCUCCCAUUCUCACAGAAUGAUGGCAAUUGACCUUCACUCUGGGAAGGUGAAAUGGGAACAGAUUUUGGGAGAUCGAAUUGAAUCCUCAGCGUGUGUAUCUAAGUGUGGAAACUUUAUUGUAGUAGGCUGUUAUAAUGGAUUAGUCUAUGUUCUGAAAAGUAAUAGUGGAGAAAAAUACUGGAUGUUUCCUACUGAGGAUGCUGUCAAAAGCUCCGCAACCGUGGAUCCAACCACAGGACUCCUUUACAUUGGAUCUCACGACCAGCAUGCAUAUGCACUGGACAUUUAUAAAAAGAAGUGUGUUUGGAAGUUAAAAUGUGGAGGAACGGUCUUUUCUUCCCCUUGUUUGAGCCUGAUUCCACAACAUUUGUAUGUGGCUACACUGGGAGGACAUUUAUUGGCUAUAAAUCCUGCUACUGGGAACAGAGUUUGGAAACAUUCCUGUGGAAAACCACUGUUUUCUUCUCCACGGUGUUGCCUGCAGUAUGUUUGUAUUGGCUGUGUGGAUGGGAAUUUACUCUGCUUUACUCACUUUGGAGAACAGGUUUGGCAGUUCUCUACCAGUGAACCAAUCUUUUCAUCCCCAUGUGCCUCAGCAUCAGAGCAAGAAAUAUUUUUUGGUUCCCAUGAUUGCUUUAUCUACUGUUGUAAUAUGAAAGGUCACCUCCAGUGGAAAUUUGAAACUACUUCACAGGUGUAUGCAACACCGUUUGCUUUCCAUUACCAAGAAGGUAACAAUGAAAUGUUGCUGGCAGCAGCAUCUACUGAUGGGAAACUGUGGAUCUUGGAAUCUAAGAGUGGACAAUUGCAAAGUGUAUAUGAACUUCCUGGGGAAGUUUUCUCUUCUCCUGUGGUCUGGGAAUCAAUGCUUCUUAUUGGAUGCAGAAAUAAUUAUGUUUAUUGUCUGGAUUUGUUGGGUGGCUAUCAAAUAUAAUCAAGUUCAGUCCUUAUUGGAUUAUCUGAGACAUCUGAAAAUAUUAUAGAGCAUUUGGAUAGUCUUAUUUUAUAUUAAAGAUUAUAUUUUGCCUAA
Messenger RNA from Callorhinus ursinus (northern fur seal), 3513 nucleotides. The record is from RefSeq and is a predicted model, not a curated record. Lineage: Eukaryota; Metazoa; Chordata; Mammalia; Carnivora; Otariidae.